Messenger RNA from Rhinichthys klamathensis goyatoka, 578 nucleotides. It is a transcript of the gene fbxo2, whose product is annotated as F-box protein 2. Lineage: Eukaryota; Metazoa; Chordata; Actinopteri; Cypriniformes; Leuciscidae. The transcript has 2 exons. Gene Ontology annotation, cellular component: SCF ubiquitin ligase complex; cytoplasm. Gene Ontology annotation, molecular function: ubiquitin protein ligase activity. Gene Ontology annotation, biological process: SCF-dependent proteasomal ubiquitin-dependent protein catabolic process; glycoprotein catabolic process. The record is from RefSeq and is a predicted model, not a curated record.
ACAGACUCUCACUUAGUCACUGGAAAAGCAGAUUCAACAAAAUGUCUGGAAACCUUCUAAAAAAUCCUGAUGGAGAUGAUUGUCUGGAACACUGGGAGAUAACAGAGAAUGGAGGCGACAAGUGGCGGUCCGAGGACAUGCCGUGGGACUGUGGACACACUUACAAUAAUUAAUCAAUUGACUUGCUGGAAGAGGGUUACGUCCCCGAAAAUUUUGAUAUUGCACAGCCAGCUGUCAGUGUGGAGGACUGGUACUGUGGUCGAACAGAUUGUGGGUGCAUUUAUACACUCACUGUGUCCCUACUUGAUGAAAGCCAAGAGGUCAUUGAUGAAUUUAACCCUCUGGGAGUUAAGCCGAAUGAAGUGAUCCUUGACCCAGACUGCGACGACUGCUCUUGUAGAAAGGUGAGCCACACAUUCACAGACUACAGCCUGGGCCUACGCUUCAUCUCUUUUGAACAUGGCGGUCAAGACACCAAGUGUUGGCAGGGCUGGUUUGGAGUGAGAGUUAGUGGUAGCUCUGUUAACAUAGACCUCCAAACACCAAUCAGAAAAAAAUUAGGGCUGUCAAACGAUUAA